Molecule: messenger RNA, 1174 nt
Organism: Sycon ciliatum
Lineage: Eukaryota; Metazoa; Porifera; Calcarea; Leucosolenida; Sycettidae
Product: dolichol-phosphate mannosyltransferase subunit 1-like
Exons: 1
Coding region: 117-842 (241 amino acids)
Biological process (GO): protein O-linked glycosylation via mannose; GPI anchor biosynthetic process; dolichol-linked oligosaccharide biosynthetic process
Cellular component (GO): endoplasmic reticulum membrane
Molecular function (GO): dolichyl-phosphate beta-D-mannosyltransferase activity
Source: RefSeq, a predicted model, not a curated record
GGAUAUUCAUCGUUGUAUUGUCCGAACUUGAAAUAAUUGUUUUUGUUCCCUUUCCUUUCGGCCAAGGAUACGGCUGAUCCCGGUCGCAAGACUCUUCUCAGAUAUUGCUCUAGAGGAUGUCUUCCCAAGAGGAUAAAUACUCGGUUCUUUUGCCGACGUACAAUGAACGGGAGAAUUUACCUCUAAUUAUUUGGCUGCUUGUGAAAUAUUUUGAGCAAGACAAAAUCAACUUCGAAGUCAUUGUCAUUGAUGACAACAGCCCCGAUGGAACGCUGGACGUGGCCAAGCAGCUGCAGGAGGUAUACGGCAAGGAUAGGAUAGUGCUGCGGCCCCGUGAGGCGAAGCUUGGUCUCGGCACAGCGUACAUCCACGGCAUGAAGCACUCCACUGGCAAUUUCAUUCUCCUCAUGGACGCUGAUUUGUCCCAUCAUCCGAAGUUCAUUGCUGAGUUUAUCCAGAAACAGCGUGAGGGAGAUUACGAUAUCGUGUCAGGCACGCGCUAUGCCGGCGAUGGUGGUGUAUAUGGCUGGGAUCUGCGGCGAAAGGUGAUCAGCAGAGGGGCCAAUUACGUUGCCCAGAUUCUGCUGCGGCCCGGUGCCUCCGACUUGACAGGGAGCUUCCGCCUUUACCGCAAGGAUGUAUUGAGGAAGCUGAUGGAUGUUUGCGUGUCCAAGGGCUACGUUUUCCAGAUGGAGAUGAUCGUACGUGCGCGGCAGCUCAGCUACAGUGUGGGCGAAGUGCCCAUCAGCUUUGUGGACCGCGUGUACGGUGAGUCCAAGCUGGGUGGGAAUGAGAUUGUAUCAUACCUGAAGGGACUUCUGACGCUCUUUGCAACAACAUAAACUCGUGUGCCCCUCACGCCACAACGAUCGCUAUCAACACGUCUUGAAGCUGGCUUGCAAACUCAUGAAACAUAUUUCUACGCUGCAUGGAUGAAAAUUGCACAUGUUCCAUGAAACCAAGCAUAAAAAUAUUUGCAUUUGGUAGCUGCUGGGGCUCCACAUUCUGCUUAUACAAUGGGGCUUCUGCUUCCUACUCUUGACGAAUUCGCUCUCUAUUUCAUUGCUUAUUCUGUUUUGAUCUCUUCUUUUGUUGGAUUAUUUAUAACAACCUUACUUUUUGUUGUAUGUUUGAAAUUAUUUUUCUAGGCUGCUAGUGCUAGUAUGAACUGUCA